Malus domestica (apple) is the source of this 1752-nucleotide messenger RNA. NCBI's taxonomy places the organism in Eukaryota, Viridiplantae, Streptophyta, Magnoliopsida, Rosales, Rosaceae. The record is from RefSeq and is a predicted model, not a curated record.
ACUUCUCUUAAAUAAAAGCAGCCCUAAAGCAUCAUCCUCCACAACCCCCAGCCAAUUUGUUCCUCAGAAAAAAGAAAACUUACUAAAACCUUGAGUUGCACGACAAAGUAUAUAAAUUGAUAAACAAACAAAGUCUUCCUACUCAUUUAACUAAAAAGUUAUUCCACUCUCUGCCCUGGUCAAAUCCCACCGCCACCUGCCUCCACAACCCCCAGCCAAUUUGUUCCUCAGAAAAAAGAAAACUUACUAAAACCUUGAGUUGCACGACAAAGUAUAUAAAUUGAUAAACAAACAAAGUCUUUCCACUCAUUUAACUAAAAAGUUAUUCCACUCUCUGCCCUGGUCAAAUCCCACCGCCACUGCUGACUUGUCGGCUGUCUCCGCUGAUGUGUAAAAAUUGGAGCUUCCUUUGUUCUUCAAUGGUGGAAAUUAGCAACCCCAACCCACCUGGAAUUCAAUGGCGUAGCCAGGAAUGACUUGAUUGGUGGGUUAAGCUAAAAUUAUUACUAUGAAAUCAGUUUUUCAAUCUUUUGUUAUCUAUAUAAAAUUAUAUAAUAGUAAACCUGAAAGUAACAAUUGAAGCAAGAAAUUUAUACUAUGUUUUCUAAGCUUCUAGCCUCAAAACUUUCAAGUGAAAAAAAUAAGGAACAAUUUGUAGUAUAAAAGUUUUAACUUAUUACUUUUAAAUUAUAAUAUUGGUUAAAGUGAUGAAUUUAUUUAACAUUUAUUAGCUCUUAUUUUCCUCAACAGUAGCAUUCAAAAUUUUCAUUUCCCAAGUAAAAUAACCAAAAGAUUAAUAUUUAACAUUGACAAUGCUUUGUAUCCGGUUCUGUUUCUGGACUAUUUGAAGUCGGCAAUCCCAAUGUUAGGUGGUGGCGUUCCAAGAGUUGCAGCGGUCUUAGUUUUGACAUUGUUGCUCACUUACAUGAACUAUAGGUGUCUGACCAUCGUGGGUUGGGUUGCUGUUCUUUUAGGAAUUUUCUCAAUUAUUCCUUUUGUGGUUAUGGGACUUGUGGCAAUCCCCAAGGUGAAGCCCUCGAGAUGGCUAGUUGUAAAUCUACGCAAUGUGGACUGGAAUUUGUAUCUGAACACUCUUUUGGAAUCUCAACUGUUGGGACUCGAUAAGUACACUUGCCGGAGAGAUGGAUAUUUCUCAGAUAUCGCUAAAAUUAUUGGGGGAGUUUGGUUGAGAUGGUGGAUCCAAGGGGCUGCAGCAGUGUCGAAUAUGGGGAUGUUUGUUGCUGAAAUGAGCAGCGACUCCUUCCAACUUCUUGGGAUGGCAGAACGAGGGAUGCUCCCUAAGUUUUUUGGGUCGUGAUUGUGAGCCUCGUAGCUAUCUUGAUCAGCCUUGUGAUGCAGCCAUGUCUCACUUACGUUGAGAGAAAGCGGUGGAUCAAGUUCACCGUCAGUGCUGACCUCCCAGAUCUUCACGGUGCUAAUCAGGAGAGUGUUGGCUCCAUAAAACUUUAGUAAGUCCUCAAAAUAUGCAAAGCCAUUGUAUCCUCAAUCCUGUAGGUCGUUGGUGUCGUUGGUGUUGAAGCGAUGACCACGCUCAAGUCCAUAGCAGAUGUUGACUGAUAGCUAGUUAUCAUCUGUGUUUUUUAAGACGAUCGUCAAUGGAAAUGCUUGAUUAGAUGUUGAACUAUCUGUAACAUUAAUUGACUAGGGAAUUAUGUGAAUUUGGUUUAAAAAAUAUCAUGCUUGAAGGACAUUUGCAGAAACUUUGAAAUGUAAGAUGCAUGUUGUAUUAAA